Messenger RNA from Oppiella nova, 1194 nucleotides. NCBI's taxonomy places the organism in Eukaryota, Metazoa, Arthropoda, Arachnida, Sarcoptiformes, Oppiidae. The record is from the annotation of a GenBank genome assembly.
AUGGCAGAUUGUAAAAACACCGAGCUCAUUUAUCGCCGCGACGAUAAAAACGAUCAAAUACUAGUCUUUGAGAUUAGGGGCCUACACGUGGAACGGGUCGACUCUAACCAGUACGUGCCAGACGCCAAGGUACUCAUGGAGACCCUGGUCAGUGACAUGAAAGGCGCGCCAUAUAGGGAUUAUCAAGACUUGGUUGGCUUCACGAUAUUUUGCUUCCCCAAUAUGAGGCACCAGGAUGAUUUAAUGGCACUUCUCAUGUGGAUGGUGUUCACGUUUCACCUGGAUGACUUCGUUGAGAGCCAAACAACUAAGCUGCAGUAUUGGGUGCGUAAGUUUGUAAGAAUAUGGGAGCAAAAAAUAACGGCUGGCCACUCGUUUGGCACCGACUUUUUGGAUCCAUGCUUUAAUGACUUGCGCGCCCGAAUGAACAAGGUACUUUCGGAGAAAUUGGUUGUGAUGCACAAUUCAUGGUACAUGAAAUAUCUCAAUUUCCACCUUGAUACCGAUAAAGUUAAGAAUGGCGAUCAUAUUUUUACAUUCAAUGAGUACGAUGCGCUUAGAUUUGUCGACAUUGGCUUCAUCAUAAUGCAAGUGUUUCUGUACGGAGCGUCUAAGUUUGACCCUGAUGAUUAUCCCGAAAUUGUCACUGAUGACUCAUGGACCGAGUUCAACGUGUGGGCCACGAGACACUAUUACUACGUCAACAAUUUGUACUCGUACCUGGCUAUAAAUCACGGCAAACAAGUGCCACACAUGUGUCAGACUAUAAUGGAUUUGACGGCAGCCGUGGACUCCAUGAACGGAUCGAUCGGACGGAUAAUGUUUGUCAAAAUAGCCGCCAAUUCAGUGCUGAUCUCCGCCUGUCUGUGCACUCUAGCGGUGGUAGAGCUCGGCCUACAGAACCUCAUCGCAGUCACCAUGUAUGCCAUCCUAUCAAUACUGGACAUCUGGUCGGCCUGUCAUUCAUCUCAGAUGAUAAUCAACGCGAUGACAGCCCUCUGUAAACAGGCGGAGAAGUGCAUGUCUGUAGGGGACAGUCAACCCCAGGUUAUGGAUAGGGAUGUCGACCCCUAUUACCGACAGUUGCGGACUAUAGUGUCUAUGAGAAAGUAUAUGCGCUUUAAUGUGUGCGAGUUGUUUGAUUUGAAAGACAUGACUGUCCUUGUUGUUAUGAGUUAUUAUUAUGAUUGUUAA